AGUGUUGUGUGUAGUGCGUACAUGCGUACCUCAAGUACCUAGUCAUGGAUUUAAUAAGUAGGUAGGUACUUCGGAGUACCUACUAAUUCCAUGUGCGUAGUGCGUACCUACAGUCUGUCCAGACUUCAUUAGAGCUUCAGUUUUACCAGUAGGUAGUAACUGCCACUGACUCAGUGUAUCCAGUGUUAGUCAGUGCCGAUAUUGCAUGACUGCAUGGGAUCUAGGCAACUGUUUCGCUCUGUAACUUUUACCACAUCGGUGAAUUUAUCACGGAAAAUGAGCAUCGAUAUUGGAGGAAUGAGAAUUAAAUAUAAGGAUAAGAAAGAUACAUUUUUAGAGAAGCAUCUAGUUUCAAGAGAGCCAUUUGGACAAUUUAAAGCAUGGUUUGAAGAAGCCUGUGGCAGGAAAGAGAUUUUAGAGCCCAAUGCUAUGUGUCUGGCAACCUCAUCUAAAGAAGGAUAUCCCUCAGCAAGAUUUGUUCUUUUGAAGGGUUAUGGAAAGGAAGGUUAUAAAUUCUUUACUAACUAUGGGAGUAGGAAAGCAAGGGAAAUGAAUGAAAAUCCAAAAGUAGCUGCCACAUUUUACUGGGAAGUAUUGAACAGAUCAGUAAGAAUUGAGGGUCAUGUAGAGAAACUCUCAAAAGAAGAAUCCACAAGAUAUUUCCAUACUCGUCCUGUACCAAGUCAAAUAGCAGCUUGUGCCAGUUUCCAAAGCACUCCAAUAGAGUCCAGGGAUAUAUUGUGCGAAAGAGAAAAAGUAUUAGAAGCAGAUUAUUUGAUACCAGGAAAAGAAGUUCCUAAACCAGAUUAUUGGGGUGGCUACAUCAUUCGUCCUAGGGCAGUGGAGUUUUGGCAAGGUCAGAGGGACAGGCUACAUGACAGAAUAAAGUUCAGGAAGCCAAAGGAGGGAGAAGUGCCUGAUGGCAAGCUACUGCACCAGGGAGAUGAUGGCUGGGUGUUUGAAAGACUUUCUCCUUAAGUGAAAAUGUCAUUUACUAUUUAUAAUUCUGUUGUUUUAGUAUUUUGAGGCUGGCUGGUGUGGCUGGCAUCAAUGUUAAGUUUUUUGAAUUUUUAAAUGGUUAUAUAAUUUUUUUAUGAAAAUAUAUUUUGAAAAUUGUCUUCCAUAAAUAAAAAAAUAUUAUAAGAAAUAAAUGUUUAUUGUUAUAA
Plodia interpunctella (Indianmeal moth) is the source of this 1166-nucleotide messenger RNA. It is a transcript of the gene Pnpo, whose product is annotated as pyridoxine/pyridoxamine 5'-phosphate oxidase-like. Lineage: Eukaryota; Metazoa; Arthropoda; Insecta; Lepidoptera; Pyralidae. The transcript is spliced from 5 exons. Gene Ontology annotation, molecular function: pyridoxamine phosphate oxidase activity; FMN binding. Gene Ontology annotation, biological process: pyridoxal 5'-phosphate biosynthetic process; pyridoxine biosynthetic process. Bases 214 to 978 code for a protein of 254 amino acids. The record is from RefSeq and is a predicted model, not a curated record.